AUGGAUGCUUUCAGAGACGGAUUCGAACGCGUUUUCCGAAUGGACUGGCUCGCCCUCUUUAGUCCACACGAAUUGGGUCAGUUAAUUUGCGGUGAUUCAGACCUCAACUGGACACGCGAAGAGCUGCUGGCCUACACCGUGCCCAGCUUCGGCUUCACCCAGAACUCCGCCACAUUCCAGUUCUUUAUUUCUGUCCUGGUGGACUUCAAUCUGGAGCAACGACGCGCUUUCCUGCGCUUCGUGACUGGCUGUUCAAGCCUGCCUCCCGGCGGCCUGCGGAACCUCAGUCCCCGGCUCCGCGUGGUACGCAAGGACGCCCAACAGGGUCCCUUCCCCAGCGUUAACACUUGCGCCCACUACUUGAAGCUGCCCGAGUACAAUUCGCAGGCCGAACUGUGUCAGUACCUUCUAGCCGCUACCAAGGAGAGCGGGUUCUUCCUGAACUAG
Messenger RNA from Dibothriocephalus latus, 447 nucleotides. Lineage: Eukaryota; Metazoa; Platyhelminthes; Cestoda; Diphyllobothriidea; Diphyllobothriidae. The record is from the annotation of a GenBank genome assembly.